This is a messenger RNA of Gordionus sp. m RMFG-2023, 1300 nucleotides long. RefSeq lists its product as uncharacterized. The transcript has 7 exons. The record is from RefSeq and is a predicted model, not a curated record. The coding region runs from base 19 to 1149 and encodes 376 amino acids. Lineage: Eukaryota; Metazoa; Nematomorpha; Gordioida; Chordodea; Parachordodidae.
UAUUUCUUAAAAUAUAAAAUGUUCAAAAUUUCGUCAAAAUUUGUCUUCCAUUUCUUGUUAUUAAUUGGUUUAGGCUGUCAUUUAGGCCUAAUAUUAUCAUCAACAGCGGGGAAAGAUAUGGAUACUGAAGAAUAUGAAGGUGUGAAUAUAUCAACCUAUUUUAACCGCACUGAAAGUAAAACAUUUAACAAGACCAUUAUAAUUGAGACUGAAGAUGGCGAUUCUAAUGACAGCGAUACUACUGUAACGCUCCACGAGAUAGUAACUCCCUCUUACCGAGAAACAACUUUGAAGCAUUUAAUAUUUACUCAUCGAAAUGCUAAAACUCCUGAAAGACAUAUUAAAAAGACUAUUGAGAGAACUAGGUUUAAAUAUCCUCACGCGACCAACAAAUUUCCUUAUCAGGAUAGGAAAGAAAAACAAGUAGAACCGCUAUCCCAGUAUAUGCCAAGCACGCUCUUUGCAGAAUUUGAAUCCAUGAGAAUGCCCUAUGUUGGUGCCUUUUUCAAGUUCUUAGCAGAACAGUACGAAGAUAUUCACGAUUAUCCCAAAGACAUGUGUGGAAGCCGCUUCUGUAACCGUUGGAAAGUUAUUUGCAAAAAUAAAUUUUACGAAGUCAGAAAAUAUGAAAAUAUCACAGCGGUUGAAAGUUCAUCAACUGGAAUAGAAUAUACUCAAAGUGGAUUGAACAAAGCUUUCGAGAGAAUUUUCCGUUAUCUCAAUGGAGAAAAUGAUAAAAAUAUAAUCAUCAAUAUGUCAACUCCGAUAUUUAUUUUGCCGCUUGUCGCUACAAUCCGUGAUCCUAAACAACAAAUUUUCCAACUUUUAAAUAACAAGGAAGGUCCAUCGAUCUCUAUGGAUAUACCACCUCAAUAUGGACCUAACCCUCCUAAACCUACUAAUACCAUGGUUAGAAUAGUUAAAUAUGUAACUCCAGUGGCUUACGUAAGAAUGUUCGGUGGAUACGCCCUCCCUACUACUUUCAUUUCCAAGGCGAACGAAUUGCUCAAAAUUUUGGAAUUAAACAAGCAAAAGAUCACACACACACCUGUUCACACUAUCUACAACUUCCCCAACCAAUUUACCAAUAGAGUUAACGAGGUGUUUCUUGAAAUAGACAAUUUCGAUCCAAAUGGGAAAUAUUGUUGAAAUAAAUAUUGAUAAUAUUAUAAUUAUAAUUAUUAUUAAUAUUUAUAAUUGAUUUAUUUUAUCUUUAUUUAUUAGAAUAAUCGAAAAUAUUUGUAGUUUUAUUUUUUAAAAUUAGAAAUUGAUAAUAAAAAUAAAAGUUUUAAUGUUUUUA